AUGGCGCGGAGAAGGGGCGGCGGCGGCGGGUGGUGCUGCCGGUGGGCUGCGGAGUCCGCGGCGGAAGACAGCGAGAGAGAGACGCCGCGGGAUGACAGCUCCUCGCUUUCUGCACUCAGGCGUUUAGAGCGCAGCCAGUGGACAGACAAAAUUGAUGCGCAGUUUGGAUUUGAGAGGAUGAAGGAACCUGCAGAAAGGACAGGCUGGUUGAUCAACAUGCACCCGACGGAGGUUUUGGAUGAGGAUAAACGCUUGGUCAGUGCUGUGGACUAUUACUUCAUUCAGGAGGAUGGAAGUAGAUUUAAGGUGGCUUUGCCCUAUAGGCCAUACUUCUACAUUGCAGCCCAGAAGGGUAGUGACCGAGAAGUAUCAUCCUUCCUUUCCAAGAAAUUCCAGGGGAAAAUAGCAAAAUUGGAAAGUGUACCCAAAGAGGAUCUGGACCUGCCCAAUCACCUGGUUGGCCUGAAACAAAGUUACAUCAAGCUUACUUUCAACACAGUAGAUGACCUGGUAAAAGUGCGCAAGGAGAUCACCCCUGCUGUAAAGAAGAAUAGAGAACGGGACCAAGUUUUGGACACGUACACCACCUUGCUGACUAGUGCUCUCACUGGGCAUAGCCUGACCCAUAAGGAGGAGGAGCCCUCAAAGAAGACUGCAGACCAGAUGGACAACAUAGUAGACAUGCGGGAGUAUGAUGUUCCUUACCAUAUCCGUCUGUCCAUCGAUCUGAAGAUUCACGUGGCUCACUGGUACAACGUUCGCCACCGGGGUGUCAGUUUUCCUCCUGAGAUUACUCGCCGAGAUGACUUGGUGGAACGGCCUGAUCCUGUUGUUCUUGCCUUUGACAUCGAGACUACCAAGCUCCCUUUAAAAUUUCCUGAUGCAGAAACAGACCAGAUCAUGAUGAUCUCCUACAUGAUUGAUGGCCAGGGAUACUUGAUCACAAACCGGGAGAUUGUUUCAGAAGACAUUGAAGAUUUUGAAUUUACUCCCAAACCAGAGUACGAGGGUCCAUUCUGUGUGUUCAAUGAACCAGAUGAGGUAAGCAGACAAUAGUUGAAGUAAUAUCCCCCACUUUUUUCUCUUAUUCCUAAACCCACAAAUUAAAGAAAAU
This is a messenger RNA of Python bivittatus (Burmese python), 1114 nucleotides long. NCBI's taxonomy places the organism in Eukaryota, Metazoa, Chordata, Lepidosauria, Squamata, Pythonidae. The record is from RefSeq and is a predicted model, not a curated record.